GUUAAUCAGCAGUUCAGCACAUACACCCAGCGAUUAAUCAAGUGGUUAGUACUAGUAGUAUAAGAUUUGACUCGCGCCAACACAUGGCCGGUGGCCACGCCGCGCGCGCCCUUUAUAUCCCAGCUCCGAUCCAACCUCCUCGCUCGAUCCUCCUCCUGACCUCACCGUCGCCAACGAAUCUCGCUCGCCGCCGACCGACCGGCUUCGUUCGUGCACGCGCGGACAUUAAUUAGUACCUACCCUGGUGGCACCUCGAUCGAGGAAGGGAGCGCGGCCGCGCGCAUGGGCAACUCCAUCGGCGGGAGGCGGCGGCGGGCGCGGGUGAUGACGGUGGACGGCGCCACGUACAAGUACCGACCGCCGGCCGCGGCCGGGGACGCGCUGCGCGACCAUCCGGGCCACCGCCUGCUGGACGCGGAGGAGGUGCGCCGCUUCGGCGUGCGCGCGCGCCCGCUCGACCCGGACGCGCCGCUCAAGCCCGGCCGGCUCUACUUCCUCGUCGAGCUCCCGCGGCUGCGCCGCCGCCCGCCGCAGCGGUCGUGGUCGGGCGCGCUCAGCUACGGCGCCGGGGAGCGGCUCGAGAGCCUCAUGCUGGCGCGGCGGUCGGCGUCGGACGUGGCGGCGUCGGCGCUGCUGCUGGCGUCCGUGGAGGCUGCCGGGGACGGCGGCGCCGUGCGGCUCCGGGUGCGCCUCCCCAAGGCCGACGUCCAGCGCCUCGUCGAGGGCAGCCGCGACGCCGCCAAGGCCGCCGAGCGGAUCAUGCAGCUCUGCGUCGAGCGGGACCAGCAGCGCCUGCACCGCUCCGCCCCCGGCACGCCCCUCGCCGUGCCGGUGGCCGCCGCCGCCGCCAUGCCGGCGCCGGCGAUAAUCACGCGCAAGGACAGCAGCAAGCCCGUCGCCGCCGGCAAGAAAGAGAAACGGGCGAGGUUCAUGACGGUGCCGGACGAGAUCAUCAGCUUCUGAUCGACCGAUCGAUCGGAGGAGCUCGAACUGGAACCUGAUCAGGCUUCCGGUGAAAUUCAUCUGUGUCUAAGGCUCUAAAGCCCCAGGAUAGCCGGAGAAAGAAUCAGCAAUGCAAGGAUGGGAGAUAGCUGUGUGACAUUGCCGGCCGGGAACACGAGAAGCGCUAGCUGCAUGUGAAUGCCUUCCUGUCUCCGGUCCCUGGCACUUGUGUUCUGCAGUAGCCGUAGCAUUUUGGUGUGAAUGUGUGUGGGGUGAUGCAACUCAUGCAUGGUACAUAUUGUUGGACUGGUUGAUGAUUGAUGAAUGCCUAGUAGUGCGAUCGAAUCAAAACUUUUCCUCUC
Messenger RNA from Panicum virgatum (switchgrass), 1304 nucleotides. RefSeq lists its product as uncharacterized. The record is from RefSeq and is a predicted model, not a curated record. NCBI's taxonomy places the organism in Eukaryota, Viridiplantae, Streptophyta, Magnoliopsida, Poales, Poaceae. The transcript has 2 exons. Bases 283 to 963 code for a protein of 226 amino acids.